CGACCAUGACGGGGCAGCUGAAUAGCUACGCAUACCGAGGCAAAGGACAGCCAACAGGACCGCCAAGUUGAAAGCUUUGACGACUGACUUAAAAAUGGCAAGCGCACAGCCACCGAACUUUUCCUGGGUGGUACCGAAGAUGCUGGCCGGGUUGGGUAUGCCCCGCAUGACCGCACACUAUCAGUUCCUCCUGGACAACGGCAUCCGGCACCUGGUCUGUCUGUGCGAGCGGAAGCCUCCUUACCACGACACCUGCCCAGACCUGAAGCUGCAUCACAUUAAAAUAGACGACUUCUGUGCGCCCAGCACGAAUCAGAUCAAGAGGUUCCUGUCCAUCGUGGAGGAGGCCAACGCCAAAGGAGAGGGGGUGGCCGUUCACUGCCUGCUGGGCUUCGGGAGGACGGGCACCAUGCUGGCCUGCUACCUGGUGAAGGAGAGGAAGAUCACCGGGGUCGACGCCAUCAACGAAAUCCGCAGGAUACGCCGCGGCUCCAUCGAGACACACGAGCAGGAGAAAGCCGUGGUGCAGUUUCACCAUCACAUCAAAUAACUCACGAACUGGCAAGAACUGUUCUUGGGGUGGGUGGGGGUGAAUGUUAAAACAGCACUGUUAAUAAAAUACUAUUUAUUUAUUCAUGUAUAGAUGUCAAGCCACUACCUGUACUGUAUCUACACAGUAAGGUAAUGAUUUUAACUUAAUAUCAUCUUAUUAUUAUACUUCAGUUGAUGUUUUAGAACAUGUGUCAGAUGUUGAUUUGAGAAGUCAGUUUUGCAGGAGGAAAAGAAGCAGAUGGAAUCCCUCGUUACAAAGGCAGUUUAUUAAAUAAAAAUAGGUUGCGAGUGAAAGACAGUAGAAAUAAGCUGCAGCGGGUUCUUUGUGCUCUCCAGCUGUAAUCACACAUAAAAAAAUCAAAUCAAAUCAAAUCAAAAGCUCUGGAGAGGUUCUGCCUCAGUGGACUCUCACGUUCCUGUGAAUCCAGGCACUCUUCCAUCUCUCCCGCUAAUGUCAUUGCUCUCAUUUCUUAGUUGCACAUAUAAUAUCUUCAUCAGAAAAAAAAACAGGCUACAUUUCGCAGCGUAAGGGAGUGGCAUUUGGCAAGACCAUAGCAUGGGCUUGGAUGGCUGGAUGAGGUCACUGUUCACAGCCUCUACUGUACAGAGCUGUGCUGUGUGCUUACCACUGAUCUACGGCACACUAAAGCUUAUGACAGGUGCUGGAGGCACAUAAACCUCACAACUCAUACACACACCAGCCUAUAUUCUCACUAUGCCUUUUGCCAUUAAUAUUUUUUUCUAUAUGCAGUUUGGUUACAAAUUGAAGGAUAACUGGAUAAGGAUUAGUGCCUUUCAGAAUCAGUAUCUAGUGCAGGAACUUGCGUUUGGUUUGUUAGUUAGCAUUAACUUUGCACGUAUUGCAACUGCUCUAAAACUACUGAAGCUGGUGUUCAGUGGAUUCCUGCGCAAGUACUGACACCAGGAAGCUACUCUCAUGAUUUGCAACAACUUCAUUCACUCAGUACAAUAAUUAAUCUCACACUCAAUUGGUAAUAAAGUGUGUGUGUGUGUGUGCUUGUACAACAGACAGUUGCUGCGAAUGUUGUUUGUAAAUAUAGUAGUUGGGUCAAUUGUAGCAUGUAUGCAUCUUGCUGUAGUGGGUCACUGUGCAUGUGUGUUCCGGCUCAACAGUGACAACAUUUCGGCAUAUCACAAUCUUAUGGCUGGUUCUAUACUGUUUUUGUAAUAGUUACAUCAACUGUAGUGUUAAAGUUAAUAAUCGUUCAGCGUUGGCUAGGUAGUUUAGGAAGUCUGCUAAUGUUAUGGGAAAAGACUGUAUGCAUAAGCAGAAAAGGGCUGGCAGUGCUUGAGCCUACAGAGGCGAUGACUAGAUGUGUCUGGGUUAAGAUGCUACACUCAGUCCAGGGUUAGAGAUCAGUGGCGCCCCUAGUGGUCAGCUCCAGCACAGCAGGACUCUCAGCAAAGCCAUUCAUUACACAGGUCUGAACCACCUCAUCCACACAAAACUCCAGGUUUUCCAGUUUGUACAAAAAACUUAAAUAACAUUAAUAAAAAUAAAGUUACAUAUCACACAUAGAUUUGCAAACAUACAGACCAUACAAUUUCUAUAUAUUGUUAAAAAAAAAAAAAACCAACAGGGGUACUUUUUUUUUUCCUAAGGCAGCAAAUGUUUUGGCACUCCACGCUACACAUCGGCGCGCAUUAAGAGGUCCAUACAGUACUGAUGUCACUUAGAAAGGACGACAUGGGAAAAGAACAAGGUUUAUUCUUUAUGUUGUUGGUAGCGGAAAAGGUGCACUCAGGAUGGCCUCAGUUUUGUUCUGUCAGGUUUAUAUCUGCCAGCAACCAGAACUCGAAGUCUUCCUUAACAACGUAAGCUUCCGGCUCCACCAGUCGGUGGUUAACCGGAAUGUUCCUUACACUGGGGCGCACGCUGUAAAAGUGUGCAGUCACAUACUUCUGAUCUGAGACAGUACAGUUAUGUUUGUAAUAACAGCUGUGGUUUAAAACCUUAGUGCUUAGCAUGUUUAAUCAAACCAAUCUUAUUGCACCACACAAGAGAAGAAGGGUGCGUUGCUACCCCUCAGCUAAAGUCACAACACUCGAAGAGUCUGUUUUUACCUCGAUGGAGUAUUUCAUAUUGUCUAACAUACUACUUUGCUAAUACGCAAAUCUGCGUAAUCGGCUAACUGCAACAUCCAAAAUGAUAAAAGUGGC
Molecule: messenger RNA, 2733 nt
Organism: Megalops cyprinoides (Indo-Pacific tarpon)
Lineage: Eukaryota; Metazoa; Chordata; Actinopteri; Elopiformes; Megalopidae
Product: dual specificity protein phosphatase 23-like
Exons: 3
Coding region: 95-550 (151 amino acids)
Biological process (GO): cilium assembly; protein dephosphorylation
Molecular function (GO): protein tyrosine/serine/threonine phosphatase activity
Source: RefSeq, a predicted model, not a curated record